Hydractinia symbiolongicarpus is the source of this 3264-nucleotide messenger RNA. RefSeq lists its product as uncharacterized. The coding region runs from base 1 to 3264 and encodes 1087 amino acids. The record is from RefSeq and is a predicted model, not a curated record. The transcript has 5 exons. Lineage: Eukaryota; Metazoa; Cnidaria; Hydrozoa; Anthoathecata; Hydractiniidae.
AUGGACUAUUCUUUCGGAUUUGAUUUUAAAUUUCUUUUACUCGGACCUCAAUCUACGCCCUGUGUGCCAGGCAACUCAGGGUGGUCUUUUGCCCUGUGCAAAUUACUCACUUUAGCUAUAGAUAAAUCCUUAACAAACUCUAACAAUCGCUGCGGUGAAUCUGAAAUUGAUUUUGAGAUCACAAAUUCAGCAUUUCCAAAUAGUCCAAUAAAACAUCCUCCUAUUACCAAAUGCAAAGUUGUUCUUCAGGAUAUCUUCCCUAAAUGUGGUGCUGAAAAGCUUAAGAAGGUGAAUGAUUCUCCGGAUAAACCCCACACGAGACAUUCCCAUCACACUGAGGAGAAGUAUCUUAAUAACUUGGAGAUUAAAACACCAAUAUCUUGGGGGAAAAUGAUUGACGACCGCUGGUCCAAUUUGGAUAAUGCUGCUUCAAAUAUUCUUUCUAAUAAGCUUCAUUUGUGUAAUUCCUUGUCCGAAAAAGUACAACUGCUUGAAGACACCAUUUAUAAUGAGGCAGCACAAAUUUUUGGUCACUCAGUUCAUAAGGGUGGCAGAAAGCUGUCAGGAAAAAGCCGAAGAACUAUUCAAUCCAUCAAUCUAAUUAAAGAGAAAAAUUCCCUAACUAGUCAAAUACAGUCAUCCUGCUACCUAAGUCAUAGGAAGGAAUUACACCAACUUCUUACGGAUGUAAAAGGUCGAAUAACUUUAUUGCGCCGAGCUGAAAGGUUUAGAAAAAAACGCCAUCAAUUCAAAAAAGCCCAGACCGCCUUUAAGAACAAUCCAUACAAGGCAGGAAAAGAUCUUCAAGGCAGAAAAAGAUCGAAGUGCAAAUCAGUUUUAAGGGUCGAACAAGAAACGCUGGAUAACUUUAAACUUGAAUCAGUUAAAGACAAAUUGUAUGAUGUACCUUUAGGUAAUCUAGAUGGGUUAUCAUCCACUCCACCUCUUUUGAAAUCGUUUCCAGUUUCUCUCUUUAAAUAUGAAGAUUUUAUGAAAUCUUGUUUCAAAAAUUGUGUCGGCCCUAUUCAAUGGCGUUGUGCUCGUGAAGUUUAUAUUCCCAAAUCAAAAACUCCUAUGGAGUCUAAUAUUAAAGACUUUCGACCUAUCGCAUUAUUAAAUGUCGAAGGCAAGCUUUUAUUUAGCCUUGUAUCAAGGCGAUUAGAAGCUCACAUUAUAAAUAAUAACAAAUUCAUUAACACGUCGGUUCAGAAGGGUUGUAUGGAGAAAGUCCCAGGAUGCUGGGAACACAUGUCGAUGGUUUAUUCUGCACUUAAAGAGGCCCGGGCCAAAAAAUCACACCUUGCAAAUAUAUGGCUGGAUAUUGCAAAUGCGUAUCCUUCAAUUCCACACAAGCUUAUAUUUUUUGCACUGGAAAGGUAUGGAGUCCCUCAGAGUUGGAUAUCAUUCCUUAAGUCAUACUACGUUGGUUUAUAUAGCAAAUCGUUUUCUUUGUCUGCACCAAGCAACUGGCAUAAGCAUAUGCGAGGUAUUUUUGCAGGUUGCACUCUUUCCAUCAUUUUGUUUCUUGCUGCUAUAAACAUUAUUCUUGAAUACACUAUUGCGGCACCGGCCCCAAAUUAUAUUACUUCUAAAAACGUGCCCCUUCCUUUAGUCAGAGCUUUUAUGGAUGAUAUCAACCUAAUGUCAUCCUCUGUCUGUGGAGCUCAAAGCCUCCUUUCCAGGUGCGUCACUGCUUUAAAAUGGGCUGGCAUGAGUUUUUGCCCUCGUAAGUCAAGGAGCAUAAUCCUUAUAAAAGGUAGAUCUGCAAACUCCACACCUUUUUCUGUGUCUCACAUCUCGUCACAAACCGACUUCUCUUCAUUCAUCCCGUCAAUCCAUUCAUCGCCAGUUCGUUUCCUCGGUCACAUUAUUGAUGGUACGAUUUCAGAUGCUAAAGCAAUCGACGAGCUAGAUAAUAAGCUAAUAACCGGUCUUAUAAUCAUAAACGUUCCAAUAUCUCGGGUUACAAGGCUGGAGCAGAAGAUAUCAACUUUCAUUAGAAAAUGGAUAUCUCUGCACAAUUCCACGUCAAAUAUUUGCCUAUAUAGCUCCUGCUCGCCUUGUCCAAUGCCAAUUAAGAGCUUGACGUCAUUGCUUACAUGCUUUAAAAUAAGUGGUCAUUUACUUUUACGCGAUUCCAAAGAUCCUCUUGUGUCUAACAGUGCACCUACUUUGAAAGUUGGCAUGUGGAAAGUGGACAACGCAUGCUAUGCGUAUCGUAAAUUAAUAUUGAACACAGCUAAAGAUAUCGAUGAGGAAGGCAACGUAGGUAGAGCAUUGCAGUUGCAAGUGCAAGGUCAGUGGACGAGAUGGGAAAAUUACACAAAAAGCGAUCUAUCUUGGAAGUCCAUUUUUGCCAUGUCCCCACACUUGCUUUCCUUCUGUCUUGCUUCUACUUACGAUGUUCUUCCCUCACCUAGCAAUUUAAAGCGCUGGAACGUUUGUACUGAAUCUGCUUGUGCCUUAUGUUCCAAACAAGUAUGUACAACAGCGCAUGUUUUAGGCGCUUGCAAGGUUGCUCUAUCACAAGGAAGGUUCACUUUCCGACACGAUGCUGUGCUUCGCGGGCUCCUGUUAAGUCUAGAGCGUUUUUCAUCUGAAGUUGUCCCGGAAACGAAAAAGCACCUUAAAGUGUCAUUUGUAAAAGCAGGUAGCUAUUCCUCCGCUAAAAGAUCAAAACCAACUGGUCUAUUCCACCAUGCUAGUGACUGGGUGAUGUUAGCAGAUCUGAAUGAAGUAUUUGUGUUUCCUGGCCAUAUUGCAAUCACAUCCCUCAGGCCAGACAUUGUAAUAUACUCAAAUUGUUCUAAGCGCAUCAUCAUUAUUGAACUUACUUGUCCUUGUGAGGAAAACAUGGGAUCCUGGCAUUCCACCAAGCUUUCCAAAUACUUCCCUUUGGUCGAGGUAAUACGUAGCAACGGGUGGUUUCCGCAUCUUUUUGCAGUAGAAGUGGGUGCUAGGGGCUACUCUUCAAGGUCUCUAACUUGCUGUCUAAAAAGCCUCGGUUUCGCUAGCAAAUCUGCGUUUUUAACCGCCCGCAAGUUUGACUAUAUAAGCAUGAAAGCAUCCUUUUGCAUUUGGAUUGCACGAGACUCACCACAUUGGACACAAGAUCUUACGCACUGCAGUCCGCCAACAUUGCCACGACCAAAGGAUAGUAUACCCCAUGAAAAAUCCUCGUCUGUUACCAAAUCCAUUAAAAGUCCAUCUUCAGCCAUCUCUGACAUGCCAAAACCCACGGAACACCAUAACCUUAGCCAGUAA